CAUUAGAUUGCAAAUCCGAGAAAGUUUCGUACGGAACCUUUUGCAGUUUUGUACGAAACCACGUUCAGGUUUCGCAUAAAUUGACGAAACUAUUUAAGGUUUCGUAGGUCAUUACAGAACCAUUUAGAGUUUAAUAGGUUUUAGCCAAACCAUUUUAGGUUUCGUAGACCAAAAGGUUUCUACAUUUGAAACGAAUUAGAAACCUCAAGCAGAAAAGGGUUUCGUUAGGAACCAUUUUUUUUUAGAGAGUACAACUCCAAAGCAGAUGACCUUCCUUUUUUUCACGAUCACAUUACGGACACUGUCCAUUAUUGUCUGUAUUGGCUGGUUAGUUGAUUAGGCAAAGUGCUGGAAAAAUUAAUAAAACAAAGAGGCUAAUGCAAAACUUAGACAAAAGAAAUCUCCUUCCGGUGCAUCAAACCGACUUUCUUCCUAGAAAAAAUACAAUGUACAACGUACUCCAUUUAGAAAAUUAUGUGCGAAAAAAUCUUCAACAAAAAAGAUAUUCGCUGUCAUUCUUUUUGACAUUAAGACCGCUUUCGACUCAAUAUAGUAUGAUGGUCUCAUUUAUAAAAUGCAUAAUCUUCGUCUGCCGGAGUAUAUCGUGAAAUGGGUUAUUUCAUUUCUAGAAAACAGAUUGACCUAUAUCGAGCUAGAAAAUUUAUUACCACGACCGUUUACAUUAAAACGAGGUACGCCACAAGGAUAGCACUUCCAGCCACUAUUGUACAUUAUCUCCACAUGCAAUUCAACGAAUGGAAUGCCAGAAAAUGUAGAGUAUGGACCCUGUGCUGAUAAUACUAUUCUCUAGUCAUCUUCAAACGCCAUCACCAUGUUAAACAAACGUCUGCAAGAAGCCACCAAUACUUUUCAACAGUGGUGUAAGUGGAGAUUCAACUAUCAAAAACAGAAUUGCUACACUUCACACCUCAUCCAAAGAAAAAAUAUAAAAACGAAGUUGAUAUGAACGUAGAAAAUGCAGUAGUUCGAGCUCAAACAUCAGCUAGAUACCUAGGUGUGAUCUUUGACAGAAAACUGCAAUGGCGAGCUCACAUUCAACGUGUAGAAACAAAAAUUCACUCAAGAAUAACACUUACGUUUCUUGGCAAGAUCAGCUGGAGAAGAAUUCAAACUAAAAUAAUGAUCAAUCUAUAUAUGUCAAUAAUCAUAACAGUCAUAACAUCUGUGUCACCUGUUCUAUUAACAGGAGAAGAAAAAUUUGGGAAAGACUGCAGGUUGUUCAGAACAAGGCAAUUACGGCAGCAUUAGCUGCUCCAAUGUACACAUCCGUGGACUAUAUACAUCGGAUCAGCAAACUUCGAAAGAUAAAACCAUGCUCAUUCAAACUAGCUCAAAAAGCGUUAAUUAGAGCGCAAUAUUACGAAGACAAGGUUAAUGAUAUCUUAACCAAUUUGUAGGUUUUAAAUCAUAGUUUUUGUGCAUCAUUAUUUUAAUUCUUAUCUGCUUUUGGACAAAAGACUUAGUCAUCAUGUCACAUCGUGCCGUAUAUAUAAACGGUAACCGUAUAAUUUACAGCUCACACCUCAGUAAUUUUGGCAUCGAACCAAAUGUUUUUUGCCGUUAGCACCACAAGACUUUUUCGUACUUAGAAAUGCAAAAAUAAUCUAAGACUCCCAGCGGAACUUUGAAAAUAACCCAUUCAAGGUUAACUGAAUUUUUCCUGUUCGAGUAUGAGUUGACCACAGUCAAAUUAAGGAUGUAUUUGGCGUAAAAUAUUCGGUGUUUCUAACUGAUAUAAGUUAAUCAUUCUUUUAGGAUAGUAGAAAAAACUUCCAUUGAGGGAUUCACGUUUAGAACUUAUGCCUCAGUGCUCAAUAACAAUCAAUGGUCUCAAAACAAAAGUUAAAUAGUAUCACUGGCAGAUCUAACAAGUAAAUCAAAUAUCUGGUAAGUACUUUCAUAUACUUCGACAAGUAAUUACCAAGUGUAAUUACAUAAAAAUACUUACAUUUCAGUAACAUUUUUCAAGACGUUUUAGACGCUGUGCACAGAAAGCAGCUGACUUUACUGCAUUUGAUUUAGCACAUUAUAUUGAUCAAUGUUUCUACACUAUGACAAAGACAGUCAAAAAUGAUGAAAGUGCCUUAAUUCGUUCUGCAGCAUCAUGUCGUUUAGAUUUAAGACGAUGGGGAGCAAAGGAAGAUAAUUACUAUGUUGCUACUGAAGAUGAAAAUCCAACAUGGAUGAUUCCAACACAAAGUUCACCAUGUGUGCUUCUCUUUCAUGAUGAAAGCACUUUCAGAAGUGAUGAUAUAGCAAACAAACGUUGGUUCUUUGGUGAUGAAGCCCCUUUUCAUUCAAAGGGUCGCGGAAGAAAUAAUAUGGUGUCAGGUUAUUUAGUUCAACAUCCAUCUGGGCCGAUCUUUAGUUUAAAUGAAAAAGGGUAUACUAAUGCAAUAAGAAAAUAUCCACAAUUAGGAAUUGAUUAUGCAAAACGUAAGAAAUAUGUUCAUUUGCACUUUCAAAAGUUUUUUUGCAGCUUUUGGGGGAUUUUGUACAGUUUCUAUCGUGUGGCAAAGGCACUAAGUGGCUAGGAGUUUGAACAUAAAGACUCAAAAAAAGGUAACAGGUCGGCUUACACCUUCUCCUGUAAAGGAAAAGAUUAAUUGUAUGAGUUCAACAAUCAUUAUUUUAAAACUUUUAUUUAAAACAGGAGCUUUCGAUUACAACUGUAAUCAUCGUCAGCUACAUUUAAACGAAAAACAC
Didymodactylos carnosus is the source of this 2727-nucleotide messenger RNA. The record is from the annotation of a GenBank genome assembly. Lineage: Eukaryota; Metazoa; Rotifera; Eurotatoria; Philodinida; Philodinidae.